AUGUCAACCACAUACAAGACCGAUCUCCAUUUCCAACAUGAAACCGGCAAAGACGACAACAUCCUCUCCCAAGAAGAACUCCUCUGCUACCGCCCCAUAAGCCAAGCAUGCCACGCCUACUGCAAGGCCGCGGGUCUUGAUCAGGACUUGAUGGUUGCCGUGACGACUAUUAUUAUCUUUUUCGUGGUGGUUAUUUUGGUUGGGGCCUUUUUGUGGGUGAAUCAUAAUGAGGAGUGGGAUCGUCUCCCGAGAGGUACAUGUAGAUGCACAUGUAUAUGUGGUCGACGACAGAAGGAGGAUAUGGAUCUUGAGAGGCAGGGUGGUGGACAGGGAAAUGGAGAGGGAGAGGGAGAGGGAGGUGGACAGGGAGGUGACGGUGAAGGGGUGAAAGGGGGAUAUAUGGACGUGUUGUACGGCGGUAGCGAUGGUGAUAGGGACGGGGACGGGGACGGCGACAGUGACAGUGAUAGGGACAGGGACAGGGACAGUGACGGCGACAGAGACAGCGGUAAUGAGAAGGAUACCUAG
This is a messenger RNA of Neurospora tetrasperma FGSC 2508, 528 nucleotides long. RefSeq lists its product as uncharacterized. The transcript has a single exon. The record is from RefSeq and is a predicted model, not a curated record. NCBI's taxonomy places the organism in Eukaryota, Fungi, Ascomycota, Sordariomycetes, Sordariales, Sordariaceae. Bases 1 to 528 code for a protein of 175 amino acids.